AUGGUAUUCUCAAGCCUCGAGGAUUGUUAUUCAAUGUAUGUCAAGUAUGCCAAGGAGUGUAGGUUUUCAAUCAGCAAAGGUACUACAAAGACAAACUCUAAAGGUGUGUUACAUAUUAAGUAUUACUUGUGUAGAAGAUCUGGGUUAUACAAGGACAAGAAGGUUGAUACGUUGGACCCCAAUCAAAAGGAGCGAUUAGUGCGAUCCAACUUUUCAAAGAGGACUGAUUGUGGUGCACUGUUAGGUGUAACUUUUGAGGAUAGAUCAUGGAAGGUGUAUAAGUUUGUCGAAAGGCACAACCAUUAUCUUGUUGAACGUCCUGAUAAGCAAUUUCUUCCAACUGAACGACACCUCACUCAGCUCCAAAAGCAUGUUAUACACAGCAUGUCUAAGCUGAAUUUGGGUCCCGUGAAGGCGUUUAAUGUUAUGAAGACUUGUUUUGGCGGUUUUGAAGAUGUGGGUGCAAGUAAAGUUGAAUUUAAGAACUAUAAAAGGCAAAUUAACUUGUUUAUAGGGGAAUAUGACGCCGAUAUGGUUGUGAGACAUUUGAAUGAAAAAAAACAUUCUCAGCCUAAUUUCUCGUAUGAUUACUUCACAUAUGAAGAGAAUCGUUUGAAGGGAAUUUUCUGGUGUGAUGAUCAAGCCAAAGGAAAUUACCAUGUGUUUGGUGAUGUGAUUUCGUUUGACGCCACGUAUCGGUCCAACAAGUAA
Helianthus annuus (common sunflower) is the source of this 711-nucleotide messenger RNA. Its product is annotated as protein FAR1-RELATED SEQUENCE 5-like. The transcript has a single exon. NCBI's taxonomy places the organism in Eukaryota, Viridiplantae, Streptophyta, Magnoliopsida, Asterales, Asteraceae. The record is from RefSeq and is a predicted model, not a curated record. The coding region runs from base 1 to 711 and encodes 236 amino acids.